This is a messenger RNA of Dreissena polymorpha, 1750 nucleotides long. RefSeq names its product deleted in malignant brain tumors 1 protein-like. The record is from RefSeq and is a predicted model, not a curated record. Bases 40 to 828 code for a protein of 262 amino acids. The transcript has 5 exons. Lineage: Eukaryota; Metazoa; Mollusca; Bivalvia; Myida; Dreissenidae. Gene Ontology annotation, cellular component: membrane.
UUCUUCUAACAACUAGUAUAGGGCCACAACGUAAGGAGUAUGUUUGGCCUUCCAGAGAUGGUUAAUUCAGUGUUAUUUCUUUUGUUCGUAUGCGUCUCUGGCGCCGUCGGCCAGAUGACGACAAGGACCGUGGUGACCCGUAAGUUCAGGUACGAGACUGCGUGCUGGGAUCAAUUUUAUGGAUCGCCCAUGUCCGGCUGGGAUUUUUAUAAGAUAACAAGCAAAGAGAAAUGCCAGAUGAAAUGCGUCGACGCUGGACUGACGUGCAUUGCGUUCUUUUGGCGCCAGACGGCGUCCUGGUGUCGUCUGAACCAGGUAAAGCACGCGAACAGAACGCUGGACUGCGCAUCCUGGGAACACGUGGUGUACGCAGAGGAGACGACAGAAGACACGCCGCACUUUGGGAAACCUUCAACAUACAGUCUUGUAUGCAUCGACGCCUGUACCAACGCGGUCACCAAGCCUGAUGGGACGUCGUGGCGUCUGUGUGACGGGGGCGGGGCUGGGGUGUGUGACCCCAAAAAGGGGCGCAUUGAGGUCAACAUCGGGGGUACAUGGGGAACGGUGUGUGACGAUGGAUGGGAAUACGGUUCUGGAUACAGUUUCGAGCCGUACUGGAUCCUUAAUCUGGACGUGACUUGCAGAACGUUUGGAUACAGCGGAAGUACAGGGGUGAGCAGGUACGAGGCAUUUUUUGGGAUGGGAACUGGUCUAAUACUGAUGGAUGACGUCAACUGCACGGGCUCCGAGAUGACAUUGACCCAGUGUAGCUACAUCAGUAACCACAACUGCGAUCACUCAGAGGAUCAGGGUGUGGAAUGCCUUUAAUUGAAACAUGUUCCCUCUCAUGUUGGCAAUACUUUGUUAUCGGACAUAGUUUGGCGAAGUUUGGCGCAAAUGUUAAAGUAUUCAUGUUGUUGAUUUAUUUUUAAAUCUUUCUUGCUUUAUUUGAUUUUUUUCUUUCUUGUUUUUCGUUUUUAAGCUCAUAUGAGCACGAAAUUCUCGUGAGGAGCUAUUGUGUUACCAUACGUCCGUUGUUCAUUGUCGUUCGUCGUGCGUCGAGCAGUGCGUCGCUCGUCGUCAACUUUACGCUCGUAAGCAAUCUAGAUGCUAAUUAUUUUAUCCAAUCCUGAUGCGUGUAGGUCAGACUGUUAAUUUUGAUAACAUCUUGGCAAAGGUCGAAUCUAGAUCAUCAGGUCAAGUAAAAGAAAAAACUCUUUUACCACUCUAGAAGCCACAAUUUUGACCCAAUCGUGAUGUCGGAAUAUUAAUAUUGGCAAUAUUUAAGUCUAGUUCAAAUCUGGAUGACGGCGUCACAAAAAACAACGUUAUGAUGUCAAGUCUUAGAAAAACUGAGUAACCUCCAUAGAGCUCACAUUUUUACGUAAAUGUUUUGCGUAAAUAUUGAUGAAACUUUGUCAGAAUGUUGAUUUUGACACUAUUAAGGCCAAUUUUAAAGCUAGAUCAGAUGUGUACAAUGGAGAGGUCACCGGUUCAAGCAAUAGUCCGUGCGUGCCAUCAUGAUUUUGUUCAAAAUAAAAGACGCCCUUUAUCUAAUAAUCCAACCAUUCAUAAAGUUCAGGGUGCUACACAACUGUUGCGGAAGAAUGGCAUACUUUCUGAAGGAGCAUUAUUUCUUGUAUGAGCAUAACAAAUCAUAUUUUAACUCAAAAUUGGUAUAAUUGUGUUAGCGUUAAACUCUACAAACUUUGUUAAAUACAGAUAUGUCCAAUAAAAUGUGUAUUCUUUC